Messenger RNA from Limulus polyphemus (Atlantic horseshoe crab), 2613 nucleotides. RefSeq names its product succinate-semialdehyde dehydrogenase, mitochondrial-like (gene Ssadh). Gene Ontology annotation, molecular function: succinate-semialdehyde dehydrogenase (NAD+) activity. Lineage: Eukaryota; Metazoa; Arthropoda; Merostomata; Xiphosura; Limulidae. Gene Ontology annotation, biological process: GABA catabolic process. Bases 388 to 1926 code for a protein of 512 amino acids. The record is from RefSeq and is a predicted model, not a curated record. The transcript is spliced from 13 exons.
AAAGGGGGGGGGGUUCUAUUUCAGCGGCGCGGCAAACCCUUUAAACCAAUUGGUGUUGAUGCUCCUAUGCAUUCAGUUGUGCGGUAACCGACCGCUUUGCUCGAGUCAUGUGUGGAUGGUUACUUUGUUAUAAUUGUCAUACGAUACAAAGGUAAAGAACUUGGAGUAUAGAUCCUGAGACCCAGUGAACAGCUUUUGAACUGUUAAUAUUUUGUCAUAUAAAACUGCAAAACAAAGAGAAGCCAAGAAACAGCAAGCACUUGAAUUCAUGGUGAUUUUUUUAAUUUUACAAUUUGUGGAUUUAUACAUCUUUUCAAGUUAUAACAGACCAUAAAAUUCAGAGCUGAUUAUUGUUGGUACAACUGAGGACAUUCUAGAUUCAAGGAAAUGCCUAUGUUCAUAAAGAGAUUCUUUUAUGUCAGACAACUGGUAUCAGUGAUGCAACAUUCUGUGAGACACCAGUCUGGAAGGUCUUAUGUUUUUCUAAGAGACAAAGCAUACAUAAAUGGAAAAUGGAUAACUUCAAAGAGUGGAAAUACAUUUCAGGUUCUAAACCCAGCUAAUGGAGAAGUACUUGGAACUGUUCCUGAUUGUGGAGCUCAAGAAACUGAAGAAGCUAUCAAAGCUGCUCAUGACAGUUUCCAGUCAUGGAGGUUUAUUACAGCUAAAGAAAGAGGAGCAAAACUUCGUGCAUUGUUUGAGUUACAAAUCAAACAUCACCGUGAACUUGCAGAGCUUCUCACAGCAGAAGCAGGAAAGAGUCUGAAAGAAGCUACUGGAGAAAUUAAUUAUGGAGCAUCUUUCUUGGAGUGGUAUGCAGAGGAAGCUCGACGUAUCUAUGGGGAUGUGAUUCCUUCUUCAUCUAAAAACAAACAGCUAGUUGUCCUGAAACAGCCAAUUGGAGUAGCUGCUCUUAUUACACCAUGGAACUUCCCAAAUGCGAUGAUCACCCGAAAGAUGGGAGCAGCCUUGGCUGCUGGUUGCACUGUGGUUAUCAAACCAGCUAGUGACACUCCAUACUCAGCUCUAGCAAUAGGAGCUUUGGCUGAUGAAGCAGGGAUACCACCUGGUGUUAUUAACAUUAUACCCUCUUCAAUUGAAACAACACCAAUAGUUGGAAAAACAUUAUGUGAAAGCCCUCUUGUAACAGCUCUUUCUUUUACAGGAUCUACACAUGUUGGAAAGAUUUUACACAUCACAUGCUCAUGCAUCGUGAAAAAGGUUUCAUUAGAGUUGGGAGGCAAUGCUCCUUUCAUUGUCUUCAACUCUGCAAAUAUUGACAAAGCUGUAGCAGGAGCUAUGUCAUCAAAGUUUCGAAACUCUGGACAGACAUGUGUUUGUUCAAACCGGUUCCUUGUGCAAGAAAAGGUUCAUGAUGAAUUUAUUCACAAACUGAGUGAAUCCAUAAAAAGCCAGCUAGUUGUUGGAGAUGGAUUUCAACCAGAAACUAACAUCGGUCCUUUGAUUAAUGCAAAAGCUGUUGAGAAGGUUUCCAAACAUGUUGAAGAUGCUGUACUGAAAGGUGGUAACAUUUUAGUUGGGGGAAAACAACAUGAUGCUGGAGAAAACUUUUUCCAACCAACUCUGAUAACAGAAGUUCAGCCUGACAUGCUGGUAUACAAGGAAGAGAUUUUUGGACCUGUGGUUGCUAUCCUCAAAUUUAAAACUGAAGAAGAAGCUAUUGCUUUAGCAAAUUCGACAAGAGUAGGUUUGGCUGGAUAUUUUUAUUCUGAGGAUAUUUCUCAGAUCUGGCGCGUAGCACAGCAGUUAGAAGUUGGGCUUGUUGGAGUCAACGAAGGUCUUAUUAGUGCACCAGAAGCACCAUUUGGUGGAGUGAAAGAGUCAGGUCUAGGACGUGAAGGGUCUCAUUAUGGAAUUGAUGACUAUAUAGAAAUUAAAUAUGUAUGUUUUGGUGGUCUCAACUGAAAUAAGCAAAUAGAUUAAUACAACUACAUUUAUAAUGCUGUUUAGGUUCCAUGAAUAUUUCAAAUUAUGAUGUAGAGUGCUUAUGAUUGCCCAUAGUUUUUAUUUUAGGUAAAUGAAGGAUAAUAAUUACCGAUUUGUUUAAAUGACUUAACUUUUAUGCAUGUUGCAUAAAUCUUCAUGGUAUCCCAAGUUUUGUAUUAAACAGUGACUGCUUGGCCUUAAGUACAUCACUUGCUUUCCCAUUGGCUAAUGAAGUUCAGACUGAAAAUGAUCAUACGAAAUGACAACUGGAGUAGAAUUGCUCAGUACAGAUCAAUUGAACUAAAAAAAAAAAGAGUAAGUUCUGCUGCUAAGUAACACUUGCUUAUAGACAUGUUGUUUUUGUACAACAUAUCAGUCAAUUACAGUUCAUUCUGUAGUGACCAGUACGAAACUAGCAAGUACAAGAGCUCCCCCUCCUUAUUUACAACCAUGCUGUCAGAACUUAAAAAACAAGCAGAAGUAUGAGCCUGUUGAAAAUUUAAGUCUGUUGCAAAACUAUUUGAACUAAAAGUUCUUCCAGAAACCUGUCCUUAAUUUAUCAAGUAAAUUAGCAAGUAUGUGUAAUGUUCAUUACUGUUGAUUUCUGAAUUUCCAAAUGUGUAAAUGCAAUAAAAAGAGAAUUUAUAAAUAAAUAAAUGCAUGUCA